UUCCACAGAGGUCAUCGGAGGUUGAAGCGUGGUAGAUCUGAGUCACUCUGUAUACACGCUCUCUCCCACGCAGAGACAAUCAGACGCUCGCGAGACCUUUAGUCUUUUUCCCCCUUGACACGCGAGACACGCGCGUCAUGCACUUACGCACGCAACGCAUACACAGCAGACAGAGAAAGAGAGAGAGAGACCCUUUGAUGAACGAGAGUCGACACGCGAAGAGCUCUUGGACUAAUGACAAUGAUUUGGAAGAUGGAGAAAUUCCAUCAGACGAGGACGACGAGGCAGUCGUUCCUGCAGCAAAUGAUGCAGCAGAGACUGCUAAACCAACUCUUAAAUCAGAUUCUGCAAAAAAUAAAAAUUUUGAUGCAAAGUUUAACAAGAAUAAAAAACAACAGUCUACACAGGCGACUGGUAAACAUUAUUUAAGGUACAAAAGUCCAACUGAAGAUUGGGCUGGAGAUGUUCAGAAAGCUAUCAAGGCUGCAAUGGAAGAGGAUGGAGGGAAAAAUCAGGAAUCCAAAACAAAGAACAAGAAUAACAGGAAUAAAGCUCGGAAAAGAAAUCGUGAUGAGAAAGAAGAUGAUCGUAAUAAGGAUCAAAAGAAACGAAAAUUGAGCGAUGAUGAAAACACCAACGAAGAUGAAGACGAAAUGCUUUUCGUGCGAGGAGCUUCCCCUACUAGAAAGGAUUCUCAAGAAAAUAAUAAUUCUCCUAAACGUACAAGCGAGCACGAAAAUCUUGACAGCAAUUCGGAUUAUGAGGAAAGACCUAAUAUAAAUCGACAUAGAGAAAAUGAGAGUAAACGCGGCACUGGACGUGGAGGAGGGGGAGGGGGAGGGGGAGGAGGUACAAAAAGGCGUCGCGGUGGCAAAAAUGAACGUGGUAAGAACAAAACACGGAGUCAAAUCCGAAACGAACGAAAUAAUCGUCGGCCACAGAAUAAUGAUCAUAAUCAAGAUGCAGAUACAAUUUGUGUAUAUUAUAUGCAAGGAAAGUGUCAUAGGGGGGACGAUUGUCCAUAUUCGCAUAAUGCUUUACCACCCAGAAAGAUGGAAUUAUGCAAGUUUUAUCUUAUGGAUUGUUGUGCUAAACGUGAUAAAUGUUUGUAUAUGCAUCACGAUUUCCCUUGCAAGUUCUUCCAUACUGGUUUGAGAUGUAAUCAGGGCGAUAAUUGUAAAUUCUCACAUCAGCCUCUGAAUGAACAGGUAAAGGGUAUUCUUUUGAAACACUUAGAAACUGCGCCAAAGGAAAUUCUUGGUGAUUUUCCAAGAUUAAGUAGAGAGGGUGCAAUAAUAAUGAUAAAUAAAACAGCACGUUCUUUGGCUCAAGGUCAAGAUAUAACAAAUCAAAAGAUUCCCAGUCUUUUCGAAUUGAAUCUAUCAGCACCUACAGAAAAAAUUGAUGAAAAAGAAGACAAAGAAGAACAAACAAGUCCACAAAAACAAGCCAACCAAGAUAAGAGGGAGAGGAAGCCUACUGGAAAAAAGACACGAUGGGGAUCCGACGAGGACAGAGUUCCCUAUGAGCAUAUUAUGCUACUACAAUCGGCAAAUGAACUUGGUCUUCAACUUCCAAAUGCUGCAUUAGGUUUAGCUACGCAACAACAAGCACAAAAACAACCUACUGCACCAUCAAAUUUCUAUAGUGAAAGAAAUGCAGAAUCAAAUAAAACUGUACAAAAAACGAAAGAAGAUUUUACAAAAGAUGUAGGAGAAGAUGAUAUACUAGACGAGUCGAAAAAGAGAAAAGAUGUUGACUUAAGGCAGUUACUGAAUGCAAAGAAACCACCGCCUGUUUAUAGUAUAGCUGAUAAAGUGGCGAGUCUUACGAAAAAUAAACUCGAUGACGAGAGUGAUCAAGAUGAAGAAGCGGAACUCGUUAUCGAAGUACCGACGGAAGAUGAGGAUAAAGAAAAAGAAAAGCAUAUUGAUAACGAGCAAAGUGAUCAAAUCCACGACGUUUACUUUUCAUCUACGGACGAACAUGAAACGGUGCCGUCUCAUUUGCCGAAAAAGGCGCAAGAGUUAUUCAUGCGAAUACAGCAGCAGCAGCGCGCAGCACAGGACAGUUUCAAAAACAUGGAUAAUGAUUCCAGCGCACGUGCCGAUCAAGUCGUCGAAGAUUGGUAUUCGGAUGAUGAAGACGAAGAUGACGACGAUGACGAUGAAGGCGGCAAUCUUACUAUAGUGGACAGUUCAAAGGAUGAGCUCGAGAUCAUCGAGAAAAACCAGAACGUCGUUGUCAAGGAAGAGAUUCCGUCGCCGCCACCCACGUCCAAUGUGCCCCAACCGGCCGCUAUCGUGGAUAAAUUAGGCGACUUGAGCAAAAUCGAUAUCAGUGCCGAAGUAUCUAAGCUAUUAUCCACUAUAAAAGCUCAAAGCUCAACGAGCAGUAAAACACAACAAACGACUAACUCGAAUCAAGACGCAUCCAAAACUAAAUCAACACAAGAUCCUAAAUCGGACAACGAAAUGUCGUCGAGUCCGAGACAAUCACCGGGAUUGAGUUCGGUUGCCGCACCAGUAUCUAGAGAUCCGCGCAUGUCCCGAGAUCCUAGGCAGCGUCGAGAAGUAGAGCAAAAGCCGAGCAGUCCAAGCAUAUCUGACGUUAAAAGGGAAUCGCAGAAACCUCUUAGAUUGGAAACUAGCAUCUAUAGUUCCGGUAUUACUGCAAUGGACGCGAAUAUGGACACCGAUCUCCGAACAAGGGCAGAUCAAGAUCUCAGACGGCAGGAUAUGGAUUUUCGGCAACGUUUUCAGACCAGCGAAUUUGGCGACACAGAUCUUCGCGUAAAAUCUGAUGUGGAUCUGCGACAGAUAUUAAGUUUACCAUUUAAACCGGCGCCUGCGCAUAAGCCAUGUACCGAGAUCGACGCGAGUAUCGCGUCGCAUCCGCCAAUGCCGUACAAAGUUUAUGUGGUGGACAUACCCAGACCAGACUAUACCGGUCUCAAACUAACGAAGGAGGAUGCGCAGGUCAAGUACGAUCCGCGUCUUCGUAAGAUCUUCCGUAUUGUUCAACCUGAACUGGCCGACUCACCGAUGUCGCCGCCACCGAUCAAGCAGGAGACACCAAAAUCGCCACCACAAUGUACAAUUCGUAUGGAUCCACGACGGAAGACGCUCGAGGCAGCUGCUUCAAAUCAACAGUCCUCGCAAAACGCAAUCAACGCUUCCAAAGGAAUGCAGCCGCAACCGAUGGAAGCUAUGGGUCCCAAUAUGGGUCUUAAUUCGGCCGGUAUGCAAGUAGGACCGCCCGGUAUGCCUGGACCACCACCCGGCGGCAUGCCAGGCCCGCAGAACAUGAUGGGACCGAUGGGUCCAAAUUACCCGAUGAAUAUGGGCCCCAUGAGACCCAUGAUGAACCCCGGAUCUAUGCCGCCGCCCAUGGGAAUGCCACAUGGUGCCGGCGGGAUGGGUAUGAACGGACCCGUCCCGAUGCCGUCCCAGAAUCAGAUGAAUUUCGAUCCGCGUUUCAAUGUGCAGCGUAACAACGGAGCUGGACUGUUGGGUCCCGCGCCUGUUCCUUCUUACGAAGGAGGUCCUCCUUAUCCUCCAUGUCCUAGCAGCUACAAUAAUUUUGGAGGACCUGGCGGCGGCGGAACUAGCGAGUCCGGCAUGAUGGGAUUCAAUCCAAAUGGAUCAAACGGGCCCAGCUUUGGACCGAUGGGAGAUGAUUGGGGUCCGGGCAGCAAUAGACAGCGUGGCGGUCGUAUUCGCCGAAGGAACCGUAAUAGGACCAAUAUAGUGACUAAUAAUUGAAAAAAACAGCAAGAGAAAUGAAUAUAUAUAUAGACUGAACACCUGAUAAUAAUUCUCACGAGCGAUCAAACUGCAUAUAUGCAUGUGUAUUAUACAUAUAUACAUACAUACAUAUAUAUGCAACAUGCUCGAGUGUAUAUUGGAGUCUUUCCAGUUAAUUUUGAUGGUAUCGCUAUAAAAUUUAUAGAUUUA
Molecule: messenger RNA, 3956 nt
Organism: Camponotus floridanus (Florida carpenter ant)
Lineage: Eukaryota; Metazoa; Arthropoda; Insecta; Hymenoptera; Formicidae
Gene: su(sable)
Product: protein suppressor of sable
Exons: 8
Coding region: 138-3764 (1208 amino acids)
Biological process (GO): negative regulation of DNA-templated transcription
Cellular component (GO): nucleus
Molecular function (GO): metal ion binding; RNA binding
Source: RefSeq, a predicted model, not a curated record